This is a messenger RNA of Cicer arietinum (chickpea), 720 nucleotides long. RefSeq lists its product as uncharacterized. NCBI's taxonomy places the organism in Eukaryota, Viridiplantae, Streptophyta, Magnoliopsida, Fabales, Fabaceae. The record is from RefSeq and is a predicted model, not a curated record. Gene Ontology annotation, cellular component: chloroplast thylakoid membrane.
AUAACCAGCAACGUGUCAUGUUUAGAUCCAAUAAUAAAAAUAAAAAAUAAACAAUUUGUCAUUAAUCCUAGUUCUCACACACUUCCCAAAUCUCACUUCCUUCACUUUGAAUCAAAGUGUUUGUUUGAUUGCUUUGUGUUAGAAACAUGGCAUCCAUGUCUCCUUUGCAAACUAUAAUUCCUAAUGUUACAAUUUCCAACAACACUAAACUCUCAUUUGGAGGAUCAACAAGUGUGUCGUGUAACAAGAUUCAAUAUAAUGAGAAGAAUAAGAAUAGAUGUUCAUCAAUUGUUGUUUCAGCAUUUGGAGAUGUAUCUGCUGAUGGAACUAUUUAUCUUGUUGCUGGUGCUAUUGGAGUUGCUCUCAUUGGAACUGCAUUUCCCAUCAUCUUCUCUCGUAAAGACACAUGUCCAGAAUGUGAUGGAGCAGGGUUUGUUAGGAAAAGUGGGGUGACCUUGAGAGCAAAUGCAGCAAGAAAAGAUCAAACUCAAAUUGUUUGUGCUCGCUGCGAUGGUUUGGGCAAACUUAACCAAAUUGACAAAUAGAAAAACAUGUUCCUGCUUUUCUUUUUCUUUUCCCUUUUUUUUAAUCUAAGUACUUAUAUAUGUAUUUUCUCCACUUCUAUUUAUUCCUUUGAGAUGAAACUACAUAAUGUAUGGAGAGAAAAACAUAAAUCUGAUUUCUUGCAUAACAAAUCUCAUCUGUUUUCUUCUCUGUGUU